CCCCCCCCUCCCACUCUCUCCCCUUCCCCCCAUCGACCACUUCUGAUCCCUCUUGACCAUCUCCCACCUCCCCACUAAAAACUCAAAAAGAGAAAGAAAUCAACCAUAUUUAAAGAUAACAACUAACGAACAGCACUUACACUCAACAUGUCAAGCCAGACCCAUCGUCAGAGUAACUACAAGAAUAAAAAUCUAUUCAAGAACGAUGAACUGCGUCGAAGGCGUGAAGAACAGCAGGUCGAAAUCAGGAAGGCCAAACGAGAGGAAUGUGUUGCCAAACGACGUAACUACCAAGUAGAUGCCAGUGGUCCGGAUUCCGACGACGAAAGCGUCGCCACAGCCCUCGAUUCUCAGCUUCAGGAGCAACUGCCGCUGAUGGUCCAAGGGGUCUUCUCGGACACGGUAGAUGAUCAACUGGAAGCAACGACCAAGUUCCGAAAGUUGCUGUCCAAAGAAAAGAACCCACCGAUCGAGAAGGUGAUCGAAUGCGGUGUCGUCACUCGGUUUGUGGAGUUUUUGAGGAGCCCUCACUCGAUGAUUCAGUUUGAAGCUGCAUGGGCAUUAACAAAUAUCGCCUCUGGAACUUCUGACCACACCACUGUUGUCAUCGAAGCCGGAGCGGUACCGAUCUUUAUCGAGUUGCUCUCCUCGACCGUCCUCGAUGUUCGUGAGCAGGCCGUCUGGGCCCUCGGCAACAUCGCUGGUGACAGCCCGGCCUGUCGUGAUUAUGUCUUGAAUCAAGGCGCUCUUCGGCCACUACUUGACCUUCUUAACGAAAACCAUAAGCUUAGUAUGCUCAGGAACGCCACCUGGACACUCUCUAACUUCUGUCGUGGAAAAAAUCCACAACCCAACUGGGAUCUGAUUUGCCCAGCUCUAAGUGUAUUGACCAAGUUGAUCUACUCGAUGGAUGACGAAGUUUUGAUCGAUGCAUGCUGGGCUAUCUCAUACCUGUCUGAUGGAUCGAAUGACAAGAUUCAAACUGUUAUCGAGUCGGGUGUUGUUCGAAGAUUGGUUGAUCUGCUCAUGCAUCCAUCUACUGCCGUCCAAACACCAGCCCUCCGAUCGGUUGGCAACAUCGUUACAGGUGACGACUUACAGACGCAGGUUGUGAUUGCAUCAGGAGCUCUGGCGGCGCUCCUCUCUUUACUCUCCUCGUCAAAGGAUGGGAUUCGAAAGGAGGCCUGCUGGACGAUCUCGAACAUCACCGCGGGCUCGCCGCACCAGAUCCAGGCGGUCAUUGAAGCUGGGAUCAUCCCCCCGCUGAUCAACAUCCUUCAGAAUGCUGACUUCAAGACCAAGAAGGAGGCCGCGUGGGCGAUCUCUAACGCUACUAGCGGUGGCCUCCAGGAGCCCCAACAGAUCCGCUACCUCGUCGAAAAUGGCUGCAUCAAGCCUCUUUGCGACCUCUUGAAGGCCCUGGACAAUAAGAUCAUCCAAGUCGCUCUCGACGGACUCGACAAUAUUCUCAAGGUCGGAGAGACCGAUAAGGAGGAACAUAACGGCGUCAAUCUCUAUGCGACUUAUAUCGAAGAAGCCGGAGGGAUGCACACGAUUCACAAUCUCCAACAUCACGAAAACCUGGAGAUCUACAAGAAAUGUUUCUACAUUAUGGAUAAAUAUUACACGGAUGAAGAUGGAGAAGAGACAGGGAUUGGUGGGCCAACAACCGACGAGACAGGCGCGUUUGCCUUCCAAAGUGACGUCGCUGCUCCUCAAGGUGGCUUCUCCUUCGGCCUUGCUGAGGGUGAUUCUACUGAGACCGCAGCUAAUCCUGCACCUGACCAGAACAUGUCUUGAAAAAUCCUUAUGAAUGUCAUCUCUUUCUCCAUACCCCCCCCCCCCUCCUAGCUCUCUCCUCGUCUCUUCUUUAAUCAGAUUGUUUUGUCUCGGUUCUUUCUUUCCUCUUCCUUCCUUUUUUACGAUUCAUGAAUGAUCAAUGAUGUUUUCUUUGUUUUCUUUUCUUUUUGUUCAAUUGAUUCAUUUUUUUUUUUUUGCCCAUUUGUUCUUUUUUUGCUGUCUAUCUACAUAUCUCCUUUUUUUUGGAUUUUGUUUUCUCUUUUUUUUUUCUUAUUUUUUU
Molecule: messenger RNA, 2080 nt
Organism: Puccinia graminis f. sp. tritici CRL 75-36-700-3
Lineage: Eukaryota; Fungi; Basidiomycota; Pucciniomycetes; Pucciniales; Pucciniaceae
Exons: 8
Coding region: 148-1800 (550 amino acids)
Biological process (GO): NLS-bearing protein import into nucleus
Cellular component (GO): cytoplasm; nucleoplasm; nucleus
Molecular function (GO): nuclear import signal receptor activity; protein binding
Source: RefSeq, a predicted model, not a curated record